AUGAUCAUUACGUGCAUCGUCAUGAGCGUGCAGUUCGGACAGAACGUCGGUGUCACUCUCCUCGGUGUGUUUGCGUUGCGCGAGGCCGAUUAUAUGCCGAAGCUAACAUUUACCUUCGAUCGUGUAGCGAUCAUAUUCUCUUUUUUAUUCAGCCUCAUUUCCUGUGAAAGCGUUGGUCGGACCAACCUAAUUCCCGUCGGCGCAACCGGUUCCAUGCUGGUAGCCAAUGCUUCACAGCUGAUCUUCGGAGGUUUAGCAAGUAGUCAAAACUACCCCGUCAAACGCUCCCAGCUCCUGACCUUGCUUUCUGGAAUGUUGACGCUAGGCAAGUUCAAUCAAUCGUUCAAACAUGACAAGCUGCUUGAACAUCCCGGGCAUAUGAUCCAGGAUCUGAAGACCGCGCACCUUCUCCGAGCGUCUCCUAGGGCUGUCUUCGUUGCUCAGCUUUGUGGAGCCGUGGUCUCGAUUUUUGUAUCAGCUGGUCUCUACGUCGUGUUUUCAACCGCUUACCCCUGUAUCAACGACUUGGACCACACGACAUGCCCAUUCUCCACGCCUAGUGUACAGGCAUGGCGUGCAGUAGCAGUUGCUGUGACUUCGAAAACGUUACCAAUCCCACCGUCGUCUGGGUAUACGGCCAUCGCACUUGGAUUCACGGCUGCCAUUUCCGUCGUGGCAAAGUAUACGGUGGUUCCUCCCAGAUAUCACCCCUUCAUGCCCAACUUCAAUGCUAUUGGAAUUGGGAUGAUGAUGAAUGUAUCCGUGUACCCUCUGGCGAUGUCGCUCGGGUCGACUCUUGCAUUCUUUUGGAGAACCAAGUUCUUUAAUAGCUACCAGACAUAUUGUUUUGCUAUUGCAGCAGGGUUUAUCGCAGGGGAAGGUGUUGGUAGUACCGUGAAUGCCGUUUUCACGAUUCUGGGCGUUUCUGGUGCGACAUAUGGGUCAUCAGCCGGUUGUCCUGGUGGGAUUUAUUGUGGAUAG
This is a messenger RNA of Suillus paluster, 981 nucleotides long. RefSeq names its product OPT oligopeptide transporter protein-domain-containing protein. The record is from RefSeq and is a predicted model, not a curated record. The transcript is spliced from 6 exons. Gene Ontology annotation, cellular component: fungal-type vacuole membrane. Gene Ontology annotation, molecular function: oligopeptide transmembrane transporter activity. Lineage: Eukaryota; Fungi; Basidiomycota; Agaricomycetes; Boletales; Suillaceae. Bases 1 to 981 code for a protein of 326 amino acids.